AUGGGAUCUCCGUUAAAUGCGUCGUUGCUUCGACUCAAACUUUUGGAUGCCUUAAGAAGUGGAGACACCGCCAAAGUUGAUUCCGUCAAUGAAACCUUACUAUCCACAAAACUGACCACUCAAACCAAAGAUAUUAUCCAGAUAAAGCACACCAUUUUGCACUACUCGGUACAAGUGGCCCCAUUAUCUACAAUCCAGUACUUGGUCAACAAUGCCCAACAAUUCACUGUGGAUAUCAACUCCCAAGAUCAAGAUGGAAAUACCCCUUUACACUUGGCAGCUAUGACCUCCAGAGGAGAAGUGGUGAAAUACUUGUUGUCAUUGCCCAACAUCAACGACACCACCACCAACUUGGACAAAAAACAGCCGGUGGAAUUGUGUAAAGACUUGACAAUUGUCCAGUUGAUGCAAUAUGAACGAGCAAAGUUUGUUGAAAAACUGGCCAGCCAAUUGAGAGAGUACUUCACCAAGAGAGACUUCAAGAACUUGGAGAGGUUGUUGGUCGGCAACCCCAGAGCUGCUGAAUUGUUGGAUAUAAACGGUGCCGAUCCCGAAACUGGGAAUACGGUGUUGCACGAGUUCAUCGCCAAGGGUGAUUUGCAAAUGUGUGACUGGAUUUUGACCCACGGUGGUGAUCCGUUCAAGAGAGACAAGCGAGGUAAGUUACCUAUUGACUUGAUCCACAAUAAGAGCGAUCCAAUUAGAAAGUUGCUCAAAGCAGCUUCUAGAGACCAGACCAUCAUGGACCCAGCCAUGAACCCCACCAGUUCCAAAACUGUCAGUGCUCCCACCUAUAAGGGCUACUUGAAGAAAUGGACAAACUUUGCCUCGGGUUACAAGUUGAGAUACUUUGUGUUGGAUGAAAGGGGCAUCUUGUCGUAUUAUACCAAUCAAGACGAUACCAACAAUGCUUGUAGGGGUUCUCUCAAUUUGGGAUUUGCUUCUUUGCACUUGGAUUCGUCGGAAAAGUUGAAGUUCGAAAUCAUUGGCAAGAAUGGAAUCAGAUGGCACUUAAGAGCAAACCACCCAAUUGAGACCAACAGAUGGGUUUGGAACUUGCAGAAUGCUAUAACGUAUGCUAAAGAUAAUCUCAAAAAGAGAGGAGGCAGACAAGUGAGCAGCCUGAAUGGUUCUGCUCCUUUGAGCCCAAGUAAGCGUCAUUUGCUUAGUUUGAGACGGAAACACAAGAGAACCGGUAGCCAUGUUUCUUUGAAUUCAUUGGACAGCAAAGACGAGGAUUCCAACUCACUUUCCAGGUCAAGUACUUACAAGAAGAGCAUGGAUAGUCCAAACCUUGGUAAGAUCUACGAAAAGUCUACAUUGAAGGCUCCAGGAGGGCAAUUCGAUCAAUUAAGUUAUGUUGAGACUGACAACGAAAACUUUGACUUUGACGGAGAUGAAGAAGAUGAUGAAGACGAUGACGAUGACUACUACAGCGAGGACGGUUCAAUGAUCAAAACUCCCGGUAACAAGAAUUUGAGUGACGAAAUUUCUACCGUAAAAGGGUCAUUGGAGGUUGAGAUUAGGAGUCUUUUGGAUUUAUUCUCAAACGUAUUGAAAUCUCCAGAAAGUUUAGACUUGGAGAUUUGUAAAGUGGGUUCUAAUACCUUGGGUGUUAUCCAAGACUUGUUCUCCAAGUACAAUGGCUUGAUUUCAAACAAAGAUGCCAAGAACGCAAAAAGGUUUGAUAGACAACUAGAAGUCAACAAGUUAUGGGAAAACUCUAUUCGACAAUUAGAAAAGGAAAUUGCCAGCAGAGAAGAGAAAUUGGCUGAGUUUGAAGGUAAGAAGAAACAAUUGAAGAAGUAUCUAACCUCCAAAUCGUCUGCUGGUCCUUCAACCCCGGGAAGUCCUCCUGUAACUUCGGCUUUGGGAGCAGGUACGCUUGCUUCCGAAGGUAGCUCCGAGUCUAGAAUUAGUAUGAUCAAUGCCAGUUUGAAUACUGGUGUUUCUGAACAAGUUAUUGAAAACCUUCUUAACGACUCAGAUGACGAAUUCUUCGAUGCAGAUGAGUUAUCCGAAUCUUUUGACGAAGAGUUAACUGAAGGUCAAAAGCAGCCAGAAAGCGUAAGAGCUGAAACUGCUGUUGUCUCUGAAUCUCAAGAUGCAGUUUCAAUUGAGUCUGACACCAAAACAUUAUCCGUUGAUCCUAAGACCUUUGAAGAAAAUGAAGUACCCAAGGAACAACUCAAUGGAGUGCAGCAAAAGCACAAACAGAUGGUGGAAACUGAAGGUUCAUUCUUGGGAUACGAAAAUCCACCAAGAACUAAAUUGAAAUUGGACGAAGAUGAUAGACCCAAGGUUGGUCUCUGGGGUAUCUUAAAGUCCAUGAUUGGUAAAGAUAUGACAAGAAUGACUUUACCUGUAUCUUUCAACGAGUGCACCUCAUUAUUGCAAAGAUUGAUUGAGGAUGUUGAGUAUUCAGAUUUGUUGGACCAUGCUGCAACUUUUGAAGACUCUUCCUUACGUACCAUUUAUGUUGCUGCGUUUGGUGCCUCAGAAUAUGCGUCUACCAUCAACAGAAUUGCCAAACCUUUCAAUCCAUUGCUUGGUGAAACUUUUGAAUAUGCCCGUCCUGACAAGAACUACAGAGUUAUGACUGAGCAGGUCAGUCACCAUCCUCCAAUCAGUGCAUGUAAAGCUGAAUCUAUCAAGUGGGAUUACUACGGUGAAAAUGCUGUUGAUUCCAAGUUUAGAGGAAGAUCUUUUGACUUCAAGCAUUUGGGUAAGAUGUUCUGUGUCAUAAGGCCAGAUGCAGGUGUAAUUGAUGUCAAUGGCAACAAAGUAGCGGAAGAGUUAUACAGUUGGAAAAAGGUCAACACUUCUGUUGUGGGUAUUAUUGUUGGUAAUCCAACUGUCGAUAACUUUGGUGAGAUGGAGGUUACCAACCAUACUACUGGAGACAAGAUCAUUGUUGACUUGAAACAAAGAGGUUGGAGGGCAUCAUCAGCUUACCAGUUGAGUGGAACUGUCGUUGACAAGGAUGGAAACCCUAAAUGGGCUAUUGGUGGACACUGGAAUUCUAAGAUUUUUGGUAAAAGGUUACUGCAAACGAAUCCUAAUGAGGAACAAAGACGUGCUUCUUUGGUUAGCAAGUCUGAUUCUACCAAUAAUAAUUUCAGCAAAGACCCAUUUCUGGGUGGUGCAUUCCUCAUUUGGCAAGCUGCUCCAAGGCCUAAAAUCCCAUUCAAUUUGACAGCCUUUGCGGUUACUUUGAACGGUCUUGAUGAGAACUUGAAGAAGUUCGUUGCACCAACCGAUACCAGAUUAAGACCAGAUCAAAGAGCCAUGGAAGAUGGCCAAUAUGACAAGGCAUCUCUGGAAAAGCAUCGGGUUGAAGAGAAGCAGAGAGCUGCAAGAAAGGAAAGAGAGCUCAAGAGAGAGAACUACAAGCCACUCUGGUUCGUAAAGCGAAAGCACCCAGUCACUGGAGACGCCUUUUGGGAAUUCAAAGGUAAUUACUGGCAAUCAAGAAAAGAGCAUAAGAUGGAAAAUUGCCCAGACAUUUUCUAGUCAUGUUUGUUGUUUAACUGUUCAUUUUUUUAUUCUUGCUUAGUAUUAUAUGUGUAUGCAUACCAUGUUUGUUAUUCUGGUAUAAUAAAAAUAUAUUAGUGUAAUUUCGCA
Molecule: messenger RNA, 3624 nt
Organism: Yamadazyma tenuis ATCC 10573
Lineage: Eukaryota; Fungi; Ascomycota; Pichiomycetes; Serinales; Debaryomycetaceae
Source: RefSeq, a predicted model, not a curated record